UCGUGUCAACGUUUCCAUUCACUGGGGAAGCAUGCCUAUGCCGCCAUCACAUCCCAUGACCGUUCUCGAGUAGUUACCUUCUUGCGUCGACUGGGAGACUUUCGGCAAAUUGCCGACGAGGUCGACACCGCAAGCCGCGGUGCUAUGAGACUGUCGUUGCGUAACACACUGAUUGAUUCUGGUUUAGAUCUAGCCGAGCCCUAUCCACCUGGUAGGGUUUUCUAAUAGUUUGAAUUUUCUUCCGUUUUGAUGAAAUGUUGGCAUUAGACGGCUCUGAGUGAAAAAUCAAACAACGGCAGCGUGGGCCGAAAAAGGUUCCAGGGUCGUAGACGGAACCCCUGAGAGGAUCGGUUGCCGACAACCACAAGUAACUCCAGGCGCCUUGCACGCAUACAACUUUCCGUUCGUCGCACCUUCUCCCGUUCCGAAAAUAGUUCUCGACGCAGGAUGGCCUGAGAUGUUCGCGAACGUCGGCUGCUGGCCGGUUGAACUAUUGGACGAAGCGGUCCCAAUGGACUCUCCUUCUUGCGUUACAUACGGAGGAGAAUAUGGUUAUCUCCCAACUAGAGGCAAGAAAGAACCAAUGCCCUGAAUAAGUUGAAAGUUUCACGUCGCAGCUUCUGAUCGUGUCUGUUUGCUGUCUCGCUUCCUGACUUGCUUGCUGUCCGCGCGGAGUUUUGGCGCAACGGUGGCGGUUUGCCCUACUCACCCGCCGCAUUGCCUUUUGUCCUGAUCUAGAGAGAUGGCCGGGCCACAAACGAGAAGGCGAAAAUAACCUGGUUUGGAUAUCGGUCGACUAAAUCUCCGAGACACACGAGCUUUCUAUAUCAGCCGCCGUCAACGUCUUUUACGGAAAGGGGCAUGCCGCCUUGUACAGCAAUAAGCUCUACUGAGUCUCCAUUCUCUUCCAUGGGCCCCCCCCCUGCCCCUUUUCGAGUACAAAAUGCUGCUGCCUUGAGCAUGGACGGGUACAGAAUGCUGCUGCCUUGAGUGGAGGACGGACAACGAGGUCGCGGGCCAACAAGCGCUCUUGACUCAAACAAAAAGACAGGACAUAUCGACCAAUCAAUCACUACAAGCGGCUGUGUGGCUCACAAUAACCACGGUAGGUUCUAUUAGGUCGCAUCUUGUAACGGUCUCCAAUUUUCGGGAUCAUCAUCUCGAAUAAUAUUGGGGUUUGAAUCAUGGCUUGUAGUUUCACAGGGGGUGAACAUGACUCCGGGCUCGUCCUUGGCCGUCCGUACUCGUCGGCUUUUAGUUAAACAUCAGACUAGAAAAACCCCCCAAUAGUUCAGAUACCUAUGUUCUCCCAGAGAUUGGGACGGACCUUUAAAUCGGUAGUAGGAGGGAAAAACUGUGUUUGUACAUGUCCAACGUUCAUGCACAGCGGACCGGAGGCGCCGCGACGAAUAGAUUCUCCAGCCCAGCCCUGUUAAGCCAACGGCAGCCCACUCCCUUCUCGGUAUCCCGCCGGAAUCUCUUAAACUGGUGCCUAGAUUCGGGGUCCCACGACGAUUUCGCGGCAAAAGUCUACUUGUACGAGCCACAGUUUCCCCUCCACAACCGCGCCUCCACAGUCCCACUGCGGUAUACGUGCGCUCAUAUGAUGGGUUUUUCUCUUACAUGAACGAUAGGUGCCGAGUGUUGUCGGUUGUAAGAGGUUUCAGAAUUUCAUUAGGGGCCGUGCCGACCAAGUGUCGAAGUCGUUCAGACUAGGCAAGUCGAUGUCAUGGUAAUAGGCGCAUACGAGAGAGCCCUGAUGCAUGAGAAGGGUGGCCUCUGCGGCUGGAGGCGUUUAGCAGGCUCUACAUUGGGCAGGUCUGCAAGUGCGUCAAGCAUGAUGCCCCCGCGCCUCUGUCGGUCCAAUUUAGCAAAGCGAGGCCGGAGAUCGUGACAAGAGUGGCCGAGUCAGGGGACUGAGCCGGUCUGUUGGGAAGUACGGCCUGGGAGUAGCUUGCAACGAUGUGGGAUGGGCGCAUUACUCUUUGGGUGUCAAGUGAUGUGGUACUAUUGUGGCCCGUGAAAUGUUUUUGUAACCGUGGACAAUGCAAUUGGUAUAUUAGUUCUGCAACUGGCUUGUUGUUCAGAGAGCACGUAUCUGUCGUGUUAUUGUACCGCAGUUGUUUGUUGCUUCUGAGCCUUUGUCCCCCCUUUUCCCGUGUUACCUUCUCCUUGGGCACAAACGAGUCCUUUUCUUUCUUUUGCAAACCAUUUUACUUUGUUCCGCUCUCAAGAUACCCUAUUGGUUCUACUGUCAUUGCGCUCUUGUUUGCUGGUUUGGAUAAAGCCCCUCGCAUCAUCGAAUAUUGCACUUUGCAUCUUCUGUUGUCCAACGAUACCCGACAUCUAGCCCCCUCUGACCGACCCUCUCGCUCCUGAAACGAUUCAACAAGCCCCAGAAAGAAGACAUACUGCUUUAUAUCCUGGCCUAUUCAUCACUACAUCAUUCUGUCGGCUCACCAACCGGCAAGCAACCUUCAUGAUGAUUGCCCUCCCUGGCAAAGUCAUACUCAGGAUCUCUGCAGUCGUGGCAGUGAGUCUGAUGGUAGCCUUGGUCGUCCACCAACUAAGCUACACAAACGACUUCACCCUCCCGAACCAGUCGAUCGAUGCCAUCAACUUCUGCGAUGACUCAAAACGAAAGUGGGGGGACCUCGGCGAGCCGAUCCAAUCCUCGAUACCGCAAGAACCGAUACCCAAGAUCGUACAUCAGAUCUGGAAGAAUUCCGACGUCAGUACAUAUCCGGUGCAAGCCUCCCGUGAGACGUGGGAGAAAACCUUGACGCCCCUCAACUACACCGUCAAGCUGUGGACCGACGACGACGUCCUCAAACUCAUCAAGGCCAACUAUACCUGGCUACUGUCAACAUACGAAGGGUACUCCCAGAACAUUCAACGAGCGGACGUGGCGAGACUGAUCGUGGUCCACGCCGAGGGGGGCAUAUACGCAGACCUCGACGUGUUUCCGCGGUCGACGAAAGAGAUGGCAUGUCUCCAAGGUCUCGGCCUCCAGGCCAUCUUUGCUGCGACCUCCGGGAAUCUCGGUGUGAGCAACCACUUCUUCAUGGGGCAACGGCAGUCGCCCUUCCUCGAAUGGGCUCUGCAAGAAGCCAAACGCCGCGGCGGCCCGACCUCGAAACGGAUCCUGCUCCCAUACCUCCGAGUCUUCUGGUCCACGGGGCCGAUCAUGGUGACGCACGCCUUCCGGCACUACGCGUGGAUGUACAGCACGGCACACAGCGGCCUGGCACUGCUGGACGAGGGAUACGCGAGGAAGGUGUUUGGCCACGCGGCCGGGCGGUCGUGGCACGGAUCGGAUGGACAGUUCUUGAACUACGUCUCGGAUCAUCUAGGAGUCUUGUUGUUCUGGGCUGCCGUGACUCUGACUGUUGCGGCGUUGAGUGUGAUGCUGUUUAUCAAGCGGUGCCGUGGGAAGUCUAUCGAGUUGAUUUCAGGCUGCGGAUCGAGGCUCAGGAGCAAAGAGAGAUACACCGAGGUUUAAGAUAACUGUUAGAGAACCU
Colletotrichum destructivum is the source of this 3521-nucleotide messenger RNA. Its product is annotated as Putative glycosyltransferase, DXD sugar-binding, nucleotide-diphospho-sugar transferase. Lineage: Eukaryota; Fungi; Ascomycota; Sordariomycetes; Glomerellales; Glomerellaceae. Gene Ontology annotation, molecular function: mannosyltransferase activity. The transcript has a single exon. Gene Ontology annotation, biological process: mannosyl-inositol phosphorylceramide biosynthetic process. The record is from RefSeq and is a predicted model, not a curated record. Bases 2480 to 3502 code for a protein of 340 amino acids.